UCGGACGACUGGCAACAGCUGUAAAACUCGGCAAUACAAAAUACGCGCAAACAAUUUUAAUUAAUUUUAUAAAUCAUUUUAAAAACAAUAAUAUUGCGUACAAAUAGAUCCAUACAACUUGUUCAUGGCUUUAAAUACAUUCUCUAACAGAAGAAGCAAUGUACAAUGCCAAAUAAUGCAUCAUGUUGGGGCAGCCUGAGGCAUCUGUCGUCAAAACGUCAAAAAGGACAUCAUUCACUUAGGAAACAACUACGGGUCAAACAAACUGACUCUUGGGCCUCACAUCGCAUUACAUUAUCAGAUAUUUCCUGUCAGAAGGAAGGCAACGUAUAUUUUAAAAGUCGAAGUAUGAGUGGCCGCGGCCGCAAUGCCCGCCGUUCGGCGGAAAAGGCAAAGAAGGAAUUUAUUGGCUUUGAUGAUCCACUCGGCAUUGACAUGAACAUUUCCGUGAAGGAUGAAGUAAUAUGUCCUGAUAUGUUGCCAACGCAAGACGACGAUAUAUUCGGAAUGGUUGACAGUCAAGAUUUGGUUGAUGAACAGCAAAAAAUGCAGCGUUUGUAUCCCAUGGACAUGGGUCCAAAUGAACAUCACAAUUUCAACGACCGUUUGAGCAGCCUCGAGCGCAAAGUGGAUUUCCUGCUUAAUAUAAAUACGAAAAUAUUAGCACGAGUUGAUAAAAUAUGUGAAAACAUGAAGUCGGUGACAAAGCCAAACGAUUUUCCCGUAAAGCAUAAGGAAGCAUUGGAAGCAAUUGAUCUGAAAAUAGCGAAUGAUAUGGAGAAAUAUACAGAGCUAUUUAAAAAUCUGCUAAGUCCAAGUGGAAUCGUUAAAAAUAUUGGUCGCAUCAUUGAUCAGAAGCUGUUGAUGGAGAUGAACUAUGGAGGGCACAGUUCGAAAGCUGGUUUAAGCAGUUAUAUUAACCUGAACACAGCGUUAUAUGAGUCUCAGAGAACAGAAGGCUAUACGUUUGAUGAUUACAGAAAGGAUGCUCGCAUGGCUUUUCAGAAAGCCAAAAAUCGUGUCUAUAAGGCCGUAUCUGAGGCGAGAAAGCUAAAAAGAUUAAAUGGCGAAAUCGCCGAGAGCAAUAAUCAAAAUAAUGACACGAAUGAAUGUAAAGAAAAAUUGGAAUGAGCAACAGGCAUCUGUAUAUUAGUAAUCACAACACGUAUGUAAGUGUUUAGUUUUAAUUAUUUUUAUUAAAACGGAGGCACAUUAUUUCCAUUUCGUAUGUAUAUACAUUUGAUAUAUGUAUGCAUACGUUUUGUCCAUAAUGAAUUUAAGAUCAUAGAAACAUGAUGUACAUUUAGCUUUUACUGCUUUCUCUCAGUGUUUAUGUUAACUAACAGUCAUAUGAAUCGAUAACUAUCGUUUAUCGAAACUCCGCUGCUAAAUAAAGCGCUAAAUUUAAAUCGUCUUGUGUAAUCAAACACAGUGCUCAAUUUAAUGAAGGCUAAAAGUGUCAAUAGCCGCAGCUUAAGUAAUAUCUUAAACAAAUUGCUUCAUUCUAAAGGGCAAUCCGUAUACAACAACAAGUUUGCAUCCCUCUGAAAUGCCUGUCAAUGUGUCAAAUAUCAACAUUCUUCGCCCACACAGCGUCAAGGUACUUGAAAUUUUGACUUUUCAGCUCUUUUGCAGCACGUUCAAAGCAUUUCUCCGUACGUAACGUCACUUGGCUGUCGACGUUGCCUUCCUUGAGCUUGCUGCUAAUAUUUUAUUAAGUGCUUCAAAUUAUUAAGUGCUUCA
Drosophila novamexicana is the source of this 1743-nucleotide messenger RNA. RefSeq lists its product as uncharacterized. The coding region runs from base 166 to 1131 and encodes 321 amino acids. The record is from RefSeq and is a predicted model, not a curated record. The transcript is spliced from 5 exons. Lineage: Eukaryota; Metazoa; Arthropoda; Insecta; Diptera; Drosophilidae.